UCGAUAAACCUUAUUAGCUCCAACUCAAAGCCAAAGUUCUCCCAAUUUUGAGAGUUUCUUCUCAUUUUCAAGACCCCAAAAUCCAAUGGCGCUGUUUGCCACCAGGCGCGUAUUAACUUCCAGCAUUUACCGUGCACUCUCUUCAUCUUCAUCAUUAUCUCGAUUUCAUUUUGUUAUUCCCCUUCUCUUCAAUCCCCACUACUACCCGUCAGAGCAAUUCGUUCCAACCCGUCCCAAGUCAUCCGGGUCGGGUUACUCGCCUCUAAAUGAUCCUUCACCGAACUGGAGUAACCGGCCGCCGAAGGAGACGAUACUUCUGGAUGGAUGUGAUUAUGAGCAUUGGCUGAUUGUCUUGGAGUUUCCUGACCCUAAACCCUCUGAGGAAGAAAUGAUUAAUGCCUAUGUUAAAACCCUUGCUGCCGUUGUCGGAAGUGAGGAAGAAGCAAAAAAGAAGAUUUACUCUGUUUGUACAACUACAUACACAGGUUUUGGUGCUUUGAUUUCUGAAGAGCUUUCCUACAAAGUUAAAGGUUUACCUGGUGUUUUGUGGGUCUUGCCAGAUUCAUAUCUAGAUGUCCCCAACAAGGAUUAUGGAGGGGAUCUGUUCGUAGACGGAAAAGUCAUCCAUAGGCCACAAUAUAGGUUCAAUCAAAACCAAAGUUCUAGACCCAGGCCUCGACCUCGUUAUGACAGACGCAGGGAGACAAUGCAAGUAGAAAGAAGAGAACCAAUACAAAGAGGAGCCUGGACACCCAAUCAGCAAGCUCCUCCUGCACAACCAGUCUCAAUCGAAGGCCAGAAUUUCUCUCAUGGAACUGGAGGAGGCCCGGCAGGAUCUCAGGGGAAUAAUGGUUGAAGCUUCUACGCCAAUUGUCAAACACUAAAAUCUUUAGUAAUGGGACUAGGCCUCAUAAAUUGUUCGUUUCACAAGUUCUGCAGCGUUGUUCCGAACAUAGCGUAAGGACAUAUUUUCCAAAUGAUUGUAAUGUGAAUAUCUUCCCUGUUCACAUGAAGGGCAUUAAUAUAGUAGGAGAUGAAUCUUCUUGUCUAAUUUGGCUUUGGGCAAGUGUUUGCAGAUUUAAGUGUUGUAAAUCAGUAAUUCAAAACAGCAUCAAUACGGAUAUCCCUUACUUUUGUGCA
Molecule: messenger RNA, 1140 nt
Organism: Nicotiana attenuata
Lineage: Eukaryota; Viridiplantae; Streptophyta; Magnoliopsida; Solanales; Solanaceae
Product: multiple organellar RNA editing factor 3, mitochondrial-like
Exons: 4
Coding region: 86-856 (256 amino acids)
Biological process (GO): cytidine to uridine editing; mitochondrial mRNA modification
Cellular component (GO): mitochondrion
Source: RefSeq, a predicted model, not a curated record